AUGUCACAGCAAUUCACAGAGGUUGACAAGCUAGCCAUCUCGACAAUCAGACUUUUGUCGGUUGACCAAGUUGCCGCUGCCAACAGUGGUCACCCUGGUGCACCACUGGGGUUGGCGCCAGCGGCGCACAUCAUCUGGAAGCAGAUGAAGCUGAACCCAUCGCACCCCGAGUGGGUCAACCGCGACCGUUUUGUUCUGUCCAACGGUCACGCAUGUGCGCUACUGUACUCCAUGUUGCAUCUGUCGGGCUACGACUUGUCGAUUGAGGACCUCAAGAGCUUCCGCCAGCUGGGCUCCAAGUGCCCGGGCCACCCUGAGUACGAGCUACCGGGUGUGGAGGUGACCACGGGUCCUCUGGGCCAAGGUAUCUCCAACGCGGUUGGUCUGGCCAUUGCGCAGGCCAACUUUGCCGCCACCUACAACAAGCCCGACUACACCCUGAGCGACUCGUACACCUUUGCCUUCCUAGGUGACGGCUGUCUGCAAGAAGGUGUGUCUUCCGAGGCCUCUUCUCUGGCCGGCCACUUGAAGCUCGGAAACUUGAUCGCCCUGUACGACGACAACCAAAUCACCAUCGACGGUGACACCAACGUCUCCUUCACCGAGGAUGUGGAGAAGCGCUACGAGGCAUACGGCUGGGAAGUCCUGCACGUCGCCAACGGUAACGAGGACCUCGCUGCCAUCGCCCAGGCCAUUUCCCAAGCCAAGCAAUCCAAGGACAAGCCUACCUUGAUCAAGAUGACCACCACCAUCGGUUUCGGCUCCUUGCAGGCAGGUACCCACUCCGUUCACGGUGCCGCCUUGAAGCCCGAUGACGUUAAGCAACUAAAGACCAAGUUUGGUUUCAACCCUGACCAGUCUUUUGUUGUUCCUCAGGAGGUUUACGACCUUUACAACACCCAAAUCAUUCAACCAGGUGUCCAACAAUUCAACGAAUGGAACCAAGUUUUGGAGAAGUACUCCGAGAAGUACCCAGACUUGGGAGCCGAGAUCAAGAGAAGAGUCGCUGGCGAGCUGCCUCAAGAUUGGGCCAAGGCUUUGCCUCGCUACACUCCUCAAGACUCCGCCGUGGCUACUAGAAAGCUGUCGGAAAUUGUCUUGCAGAACAUCCAGUCUCUCUUGCCUGAAAUGAUUGGUGGGUCCGCAGACUUGACCUCUUCCAACUUGACCAGAUGGAAGGAGGCCGUUGACUUCCAACCUCCUUCGUCCGGUCUAGGUGACUACGCCGGUAGAUACAUCAGAUACGGUGUUAGAGAGCACGGUAUGGCUGCUAUCAUGAACGGUAUCUCCGCUUUCGGUGCCAACUACAAGGCUUACGGUGGUACUUUCCUAAACUUUGUUUCUUACGCAUCCGGUGCCGUUAGAUUGGCCGCUCUGUCUGGCCACCCAGUCAUCUACGUGGCUACUCACGACUCUAUCGGUUUGGGUGAAGAUGGUCCAACCCAUCAACCUAUCGAGACUCUAGCCCAUUUCAGAGCUCUACCAAACAUGCAAGUCUGGAGGCCUGCUGAUGGUAACGAAGUCUCGGCUGCUUACCAUGUGGCUCUAACCAACAAGCACACACCAGCUAUUAUCGCGUUGUCCAGACAGAACUUGCCUCAAUUGGAAGGCUCUUCUGUGGAAAACGCCGUCAAGGGUGGUUAUGUUUUGCAAGAAGUGGAGAACGCUGAUAUCACUUUGGUGUCCACUGGUUCUGAACUUUCUAUCACUGUUGACGCUGCCAAGAAGUUGGCCGAAAGCAACAUCAAGGCUCGUAUCGUUUCUCUACCAGACUUCCACACCUUUGACCAACAGUCUGAAGAAUACCAAUUGGCCGUUUUCCCUGAUGGCGUCCCAGUUAUGUCCAUUGAAGUCUUGGCCACUUCAGGUUGGGCCAAGUAUGCUCAUGAAUCCUUCGGUCUAGACAGAUUUGGUGCUUCUGGUAAAGCCCCAGAGGUUUACAAGUCUUUGGAGUUCACCCCAGAGGGUAUCGCCACCAGGGCCGAGAAGACCAUUGCUUUCUACAAGGACAAGCAGGUCAUUUCUCCUCUACACAAACCAUUUUAA
Molecule: messenger RNA, 2046 nt
Organism: Lachancea dasiensis
Lineage: Eukaryota; Fungi; Ascomycota; Saccharomycetes; Saccharomycetales; Saccharomycetaceae
Source: the annotation of a GenBank genome assembly